Molecule: messenger RNA, 4493 nt
Organism: Cottoperca gobio
Lineage: Eukaryota; Metazoa; Chordata; Actinopteri; Perciformes; Bovichtidae
Gene: kcnc2
Product: potassium voltage-gated channel, Shaw-related subfamily, member 2
Exons: 4
Coding region: 284-1981 (565 amino acids)
Biological process (GO): protein homooligomerization; action potential; potassium ion transmembrane transport
Cellular component (GO): neuronal cell body membrane; postsynaptic membrane; voltage-gated potassium channel complex
Molecular function (GO): delayed rectifier potassium channel activity; protein binding
Source: RefSeq, a predicted model, not a curated record
AUCAUUCAACACUUCGAGCACUGUCUGAACGGAUUGUUGGAUACAAAUCGACGACCUCCACCUCCCCACUCUUCCUUAACAAACGAUGGACACCCCCCUCGGCCCCAUAAAUAGCCACACAAACGUCGGAUGAGUGAAAUCAGAGAUGCUGCGCACAACGGCCAAAAUCCUGGAGCUUUUUUGAACAGGACUGUGGGUGUGUGCGCGCAGGGCUCGCCGUUACCUCCGGACUGCACUCGCCAACUUCCCCCGCGUUCCAUCAAGUCAUGUCUGAUACAGAGCGAUGGGCAAGUUUGACGACAACGAGAGGAUAAUCCUCAACGUUGGGGGCACCAGGCACGAAACCUACAAAACCACCCUGAAGACUCUGCCGGGGACGCGUCUGGCCCUGCUCGCCUCCGACUCGGACAUCGACUCCGUGCUGGAUCAGCUGCAACAAGUCCCCGGCUUUAUCGAGUACAACGCGCGGACAAACGAGUACUUCUUCGACCGCCACCCAGGUGUCUUCGCCUAUGUGCUCAACUACUACCGCACCGGGAAGCUCCACUGCCCGGCGGAUGUGUGCGGACCGCUGUUCGAGGAGGAGCUCUCCUUCUGGGGCAUCGAUGAGACGGACGUGGAGCCCUGCUGCUGGAUGACAUACCGGCAGCACCGGGACGCAGAGGAGGCUCUGGACGUGUUCGAGCUCAACGUGGACACCGGGGAGGAUGACGACGAGUUAGGGAAGAGGCUCGGCAUUGAGGAUGUGGCUGCCGACGGUAAUGUCAGCCUGUGGAGGAAGUGGCAGCCGGUGAUCUGGAAUCUAUUCGAGGAUCCCUACUCCUCCAGGGCGGCGAGGUUUAUAGCCUUUGCAUCUUUGUUCUUCAUACUCGUCUCCAUCACCACCUUCUGCUUGGAGACUCAUGAAGCUUUCAACACCAUCAUCAACAAGACUGAGCUGAUGCGGAACAGCAGCGUGCCGGACUCAGGCCCGCAGUACGAGAUUGAAACUGACCCUGCGCUCACCUAUGUCGAGGGCGUUUGCGUCUUCUGGUUCACCAUCGAGUUCCUGGUGCGUGUGACCUUCUGCCCGGUCAAGUUGGAGUUUAUUAAAAGCGUUCUCAACAUCAUCGACUUUGUGGCGAUCCUGCCUUUCUACUUAGAGGUUGGGCUGAGUGGCCUUUCUUCGAAGGCUGCCAAGGAUGUGUUAGGUUUCCUCAGGGUGGUGCGCUUUGUUCGUAUCCUGCGUAUCUUCAAGCUAACGCGCCAUUUUGUGGGGCUGAGGGUGCUGGGCCACACGUUACGGGCCAGCACAAAUGAAUUCCUGCUGCUCAUCAUCUUUCUGGCGUUGGGAGUAUUAAUUUUUGCCACCAUGAUCUACUACGCCGAACGAAUCGGCGGUGGGAGCAUCCACACCGAGUUCAAGAACAUCCCCAUUGGCUUCUGGUGGGCCGUGGUAACCAUGACAACGCUGGGUUACGGCGACAUGUAUCCAAAGACCUGGUCGGGCAUGGUCGUGGGCGCAUUGUGCGCCUUGGCAGGUGUGCUGACGAUAGCCAUGCCUGUGCCCGUUAUCGUCAAUAACUUUGGGAUGUACUACUCCCUGGCCAUGGCCAAGCAGAAGCUGCCCAAGAAGAGGAAGAAGCACAUCCCACAGGUGGUGCAGAGAGGCUCCCCCAUCUACUGCAAAGCAGAUCUCAACACCACCUGCAACAGCACUCAAGGGGACCACACCAAGGGGAGCAGGGUACUAGAACGCAACCGCUCAGUGCUGUCAGCCGACUGCAGCGGGGGCAGUGACCUCACCUUGUCUCCAGAGGAGAGGGUCCCCAUGCGGAGGUCCAGCACCCGGGAACAGGACCGGCGGAGCGGGGGCAUGUGCUUCCUGCUCGCUGCUAGUGACUACACCUGCCCUGCAGACGGAGGCAUGCGACAAACAGAUAACUGCAAAGAGGUUGUCUUUACUGGUAUCACACAAGCAGAGAGCAGCGUUCUAUCUUAAUGGCUUGGGGAAGGCACCGCCAUGGCGGAAAGGUAACCUGCUGACCAGGUGUGAGGGUCGGUCGCAGUGCAGACCCCUCUCACACUGUCGGUCAAGAAUUAAGAUUUGUGUUUUUGUUUGUGCGCUUUAAAAGCGGGGGUUAUUCAACAGGAAGAGAACCUGUGUGUUCUCCUGAUGGCACUAGUAAAGCUGCAGCUUGUAGCAUUUGAAUCAGUGGAUAAUUACCACAUAAUACUGAGACACAAGUAUGAUCAGAGUAAACAACAUUAUUCAGGAGAAAACUGCAUUUUGCAUCAUGUACCGCCCGAUUUGGUUGAACAUUUGCACAAUUCACACCCUAAGGGCAGAUUGUGUUUGUAGCUGCACAGUUUCACUGAAGAUGCUCCGUCACUAAGGGCUAAUAACUGCUCUCAACACUAAACCCAUGAACCUGAAUCCCUCAGAACAAACCUGAUAUUAAACCGACGGAGCCUUUGCUUUAUUCACUCACUAUAUUUCAUAAAUUGCCUCUGUGCAGCAACAGGUGUGGGACAGUAGACACACCACGCUGCGAUGUGCCUCACCCAUCCCUACAGUACGUCUUCACCAGGAGCAGAUGGUUGCUUAGUAACUGGCUCACAGCUAGAUGCAUGUUACACAUAACUCGCCAACAAAAUCUAACAAUUAAAAGGAAGAGCUCCUGCAAACAUUUCUCUUUGUGCACUACAUUAUUGAAUCACCCCCCCAACUAAAGAAGUGCAAUAUAUAACAGAGCUGUCAGAGUUCUGCUCAUCAGCUGACUGGUCCUCUGUUCCUGUUUGUUUGUGCAUAUUGUCUGUGCAUGGCAAGCUCUUCUGAAUUGAUGCUCAAAGACAUAUUAUGUAUUUCUGAUAUGUAGAGAUGAGAGUUGUGUUUAUAUUUUAUUUAGACGAUUCAUUCCCUAUUUGAAUGACGGUGGGAUAAGUCAUCAGACCUAUUGCAGCGGCUACUCCUACAGGACACUGUGGACGCGGAGGCACGCAAAAACUAUUGACUGACAGCCGGCCGGCCGACGACUCAGUGAGCAGGAAAGGAAGUUAAAGAUCAAAAGGAAAUCCUGGGAGGACUUUGAUACGCGUUUACCUUUUGCUGAUUUCUCGUUUUGUUUUCCUGUGGAGUAAAAAAAGGAGAGCAAAGUGGACACAUCCUUAAAAGAGACUGUAUAGAUAUUGCUCCUGUAAAUACAACACAGCACAUUUGGGCUGAGCGGCUCCGUCCACACAUCUGUCUUUUGGCGAGUCAGGUAACGAGGUGGUUGGUUGCCAAGUGACGCUCAACGUCAAUCACUUUUCUUGCUGUGGUAUCCCUCCUCGCAAUAAGUGUAUUAAGAUGUAUCGGUUGAGGCACUUUGUGUACUACAAAUGGAGUGUAUUUAUAUAUGAAAAUCUACAUACAGUAUAUACAGUAUAGAGAGACAAACGUGCUAAAUUGAAUAAAUGUGACAUUAAGGUCAUCUCUGCUUUUGUUUCCCAAGGUAAUUUUCAUUAGGUUAAGUGCUCUGCUGUGUGUGUGUGUGUGUGUGUGUGUGUGUGUGUGUGUGUGUGUGUGUGUGUGUGUGUGUGUGUGUGUGUGUGUGUGUGUGUAUCCUAAGACACCGGGGUAAGAUCUGCAGCUUGAAAGCUCAGCAGAGACCAAUGAGUGGACUCGAUUCUGUCACUCUUGCAGUUAGUUUUAGUACAAACAUGAAUGAGACAGAGUUCCCCUGUGAUGCAGUCGCCGUUGUAGAAGUCCCCCCUGCUGUGCAUAUAACAUGCAGCUACCCUGCGUUUGUGCUGCAGAUGUUUGUCUCUUCACAAACCAAAUUAUUCUUACCAGACAAACUGCAUAACUUUAUUUUUUCAAAGUGUUCCCCUUGUGGGGGGUGGAGCAAAAGUGUAGCAGAAGUUUACCAAGUUAUAAAGUGGGACUUCUAGAAUGGCUACAUCUGCACAGUAGCAUGAACCCAUGAACCCAAACAAUCAGAUCGGAUUUGCAAUAAGAACCCGAAAACAAAACACCGAUCCACACUGUGAUGCCAGCUGCCCGUCAAAACAAGUGAGAAGUGAGAGAGAGCAGCUCUGAAGGAGAGCACUGGCAGGAGGCACGACUCGUGUCAUGUGUCCCCCUGCACCCACAAUCCUCCUCGUGCAGUACACACGCUGCUUUACUCUUUGAGUUGACAAAGGUACCGUUCGUUGUAUAUUUUUAGGAUGACGUUGUGACUUGAAUAAAAAAAAGGUGUUUAUUUUUUCGAAUCCAGAACAUGUAUUUUUGUGUCUUACUGUUGAGUACAUUGCUCUUAUUUAUAAAAGUCAUGGUGGUCCGAUGCUGUGCUUCUCCAUCGCGUCCUCAAACUGUCAGGGUUUUGAUCCGAGUUCAUGUUUUGUAUGUUUUACUGUGAGGAAAAUUCUAGUUUGAAGUCUGUAUUUGUGGAGCCUUUUGUUGGCAUUCUAAAGUGCAUGCUGAAAAAAUUGUCAAAUUGUAAAAAAAUAAAACAAAAUGAUGACAUACUGUA